Messenger RNA from Cotesia glomerata, 1661 nucleotides. Its product is annotated as solute carrier family 35 member E2A. Gene Ontology annotation, molecular function: antiporter activity. The transcript is spliced from 6 exons. Bases 465 to 1562 code for a protein of 365 amino acids. Gene Ontology annotation, cellular component: Golgi apparatus. The record is from RefSeq and is a predicted model, not a curated record. Lineage: Eukaryota; Metazoa; Arthropoda; Insecta; Hymenoptera; Braconidae.
UUAGGUGUCAAAAUUUUUUUUAUGAAAAUGAAACUGUGAGUAGAAAUGUGACUGUACAUUUAUUGACAUUUAGGUACAGAUAUAGUCACACGCAUAACCUUUUGUACCAUAAAUGCAGUAAUCAGAAUGUAGAGAAUAAAAAUAAAUAAUUUAAAAUCUAAAUAAAAUAUAAAAUGACGUAAACUCAGUGAUUUUAUGAAAGACAAUUUUUUAUAUACUUUUAAACAAAAUAUUGAUAUAAAUAAUAUAGAAGUUAAUUAUUCGUAAUGAUAGAAAUAAGUAGAGUAAACAUAGAACUUUAUCAUCCAGACAAUAAAAUAAAAAUAAAAAAAAAUAUUUAUCAAAAAUAGCAAUGAAUAUAUAUUUAUUUAUUGUCAUUUGAAUAAUUGCAAUUUUAUUUAUUUUAUUAACUGUUGAUUUUUUAAGUUAGGUGAAAAAUAAAAUAACCAGGAAUUGAUAUAAAAAUGGAUACUCCAAAACCAGGAAGAUUAAACUACACUCGUCAGAUGGAUGAGUCAGAUGGAACUCCGUUUGUUUACGAGCACCGGAUCAAACACCUAGACAAGCCGAGUGAAGACACUGUGUUAUUAACCGGAGAGUCUAAAGGGGGAUUGUCUCAUCCACGUGCUUUGUUAUUUUUAGGAUUGUGGUACAUAUUCAGUGGGUGUACUCUGUUUCUCAAUAAAUAUAUUUUGGCUUACAUGGAGGGAGAUCCGACUAUUUUAGGAGCCUUUCAGAUGAUAACAACAGCGGUGUGCGGCUUUAUCCAGAUGUACUUUCCCUGUGGGAUGUACAAAACAAGCCCACGACUUGUAAAGCCUCCUGGAUUUUACAGACACAUGAUUUUAGUCGGCUGUACCCGAUUCACGACCGUCGUCCUUGGUUUGAUAGCGCUUAAUUAUGUUGCUGUUAGCUUUACUGAAACUAUAAAGAGCUCAGCUCCUUUGUUUACUGUUUUAAUUAGUAGAUAUUUAUUAGGUGAACGCACAGGUCUUUAUGUUAAUUUAUCAUUGAUACCAGUUAUGGGUGGCCUAGCACUUUGCUCAGUUAAUGAAUUGAGCUUUGAUUUUAAGGGAUUUAUAGCAGCAAUGGCUACUAAUCUCACUGAAUGCUUGCAAAAUGUCUAUUCUAAAAUGUUAAUUAGCGGAGAUAAUUUUAAAUAUACCCCAGCAGAACUUCAAUUUUACACAAGCCUCGCAUCAAUUGUCGUACAAAUACCUGUAACACUAUUAUUCGUUGAUCUUAAUUCUAUACGGCAUUCCUUUAGUGCAAAACUUUUAUCCUCAUUUUUGUUGAACGGUAUAUUCUUCCAUUUUCAAAGUAUUACAGCCUAUGUACUGAUGGAUUAUAUUAGUCCAGUUACACACAGUGUUGCCAAUACAGCCAAACGAGCAUUUCUCAUCUGGCUAUCUGUGAUAUUAUUCGAUAACCCAGUCACAGGUCUAUCUGCUCUGGGUACUUGUACAGUAAUUGCCGGAGUCUUGUUGUACAACCGGGCCCAAGAGUACGACAGAGCUAAAAUAAACAAAUUACGCUUCAACUCUAAGAUAAAUUUACACUGAUCAUAUAAGUUUUUAAUUUUAAUUAUUAAAAUUUACUUAAUUACAACUAAGAAUUUAUUUUAUUUUAGGUGGAAUUUAAUAAAAAAAUUUUUAUCAUCA